This is a messenger RNA of Acanthamoeba castellanii str. Neff, 705 nucleotides long. Its product is annotated as Ubiquitinconjugating enzyme subfamily protein. Gene Ontology annotation, biological process: protein neddylation. The record is from RefSeq and is a predicted model, not a curated record. Lineage: Eukaryota; Discosea; Longamoebia; Acanthamoebidae. Bases 1 to 705 code for a protein of 234 amino acids. Gene Ontology annotation, molecular function: NEDD8 transferase activity. Gene Ontology annotation, cellular component: nucleus. The transcript has 2 exons.
AUGGCCACACAACCGUGCUUGAACAAGGUGAUCCUGAAGGAGUUCAAGGACACCUGCUAUCGCUCGUUCGCGCAGGACCAGAUCACUAUCACCUUCCCCGACGAGGAGGACCUGACCAAGGUUGAAGUCAUUCUCACCCCCAACGAGGGCGUGUACCGCGACGCUCGCAUCGUCUUCUCCAUCGACCUCACCACCGAGUACCCCACCAGGGCACCCAUCAUCCGCUGCAAGACGCCAGUCCUGCACCCCAACAUCGAGGGCGAUGAGAUCUGCCUGAACAUCCUCGAUGACGAAUGGAGCGAGUGCCUGAGGCUCGUCGACUACGCACUGCUCUGGCUCCUCUACAACCCCAACCUCGACUCGAGGCUCAACUGUGACUGCCCCGAAGAGGAGGACAGCUUCGUCGUCCUCGCUCGUCGCGCCCUGUGCGGCGAACAUGUCGGCGGCCGCUACUACGAGUGCCUCCUGAUCGUGCCCGAGGCCCCUCCACCCCCUCCCGCCCCCACCGUCGUGGGCCUCACCACCGCCUUCUCCCUGGCCGCCUCGCUGGCGGCUCGAUUCGGCCUCGAGCACCCCAAUGACACCAACAUCAACGACGACUCAGUGGGCGCCUCGCCAGCAGAUCUAUUCGGCCUCGAGCACGCCAACGACACCACCAACGAGCAGAUGGUCGAAGCACCCACGUUGACGCCUAUUGCCGUGUAA